Dicentrarchus labrax (European seabass) is the source of this 5661-nucleotide messenger RNA. It is a transcript of the gene tent5c, whose product is annotated as terminal nucleotidyltransferase 5C. Gene Ontology annotation, molecular function: poly(A) RNA polymerase activity; RNA binding. The coding region runs from base 154 to 1305 and encodes 383 amino acids. The transcript has 2 exons. Gene Ontology annotation, biological process: mRNA stabilization. NCBI's taxonomy places the organism in Eukaryota, Metazoa, Chordata, Actinopteri, Moronidae. The record is from RefSeq and is a predicted model, not a curated record.
UCAACUUUUCACCGGUGGCGUUGUGUGUGUGUCUCUCAGGCGGUGGAUUAUGUGGAGCUGUCUGCACGAAUUACUAUUUAACAUCUUCUGUAUCCGACUUUGAAUGCUUCCCGAGCACGCUUUUGGAAAUUUAAUCUGAACUUUUGUGAGAAGAUGGAUAACAAAGAGGAAUCAAAGAGUUGUUCCGUCAGUGUCCUGACCUGGGAGCAGGUGAGCCGGCUGAAUGAGGUUCUGACCGAGGUUGUGCCUGUACAUGGACGGGGGAACUUCCCUACCUUAGAGGUGCGGCUGAAAGACAUUGUGGCGCGUGUCCGCUCCCGCCUGGAGCUGAGUGGCAUCAGAGUGAAGGACAUAAGGCUCAAUGGCUCCACGGCCAGCCACGUACUGGUGCAGGAUAUUGGCUGGAGCUACAAGGAUCUGGACGUCAUCUUCAGGGUGGACCUGCCGCACGAGGCAGAGUUCCGCCUCAGUAAGGACGUGGUCCUGGGUACCCUGCUGGACUUCCUACCUGAGGGUGUGAACAAAGAGAAAAUUACACCCAUGACUCUCAAAGAGGCAUAUGUUCAGAAGCUGGUGAAAGUCAACACAGAGCAGGACCGCUGGAGCCUCAUCUCCCUCUCCAACAACAACGGCCGCAAUGUGGAGCUGAAGUUUGUGGACUCAAUACGGCGGCAGUUUGAGUUCAGUGUGGACUCCUUUCAGAUUGUGCUGGACUCCAUGCUUGCCUACUACGAGCUGGCACAGACGCCCAUGUCACAGGCCUUUCACCCCACUGUGAGUGGGGAGAGCAUGUACGGGGACUUCAACAUGGCACUGAGCCACCUGCGGAACAAGCUCAUCGCCACCAAGCGGCCCGAGGAGAUCCGAGGCGGCGGCCUGCUGAAAUACUGCAAUCUGCUGGUGCGGGACUUUCGGCCUGCCAGCGAGGAGGAGUUCAAGGGCCUGGAGCGGUACAUGUGUUCACGCUUCUUCAUCGACUUCCCUGACAUCGGUGAGCAGCAGCGCAAGGUGGAGGCCUACCUCCAGAGCCACUUUAUAGGCGAGGAGAAGAGCAAGUACGACUACCUCAUGAUCCUGCGGCGAGUGGUCAACGAGAGCACGGUGUGCCUCAUGGGCCACGAGCGGCGGCAGACCCUCCAUCUCAUCUCGCUGAUGGCCUUCCGAGUCCUGGCCGAGCAGAAUGCUAUCCCGGAUGCAUCCUGCGUCACCUGCUACUAUCAGCCUGCGCCUUAUGUCCGAGACCACAACUUCAGCAACUACUAUGUGGCUAACCAGAACAUUCCAACAUGGCUGCCAUGUAACUGAUAAAACAACCAAGUGGAAGGAUGUACAAGAGGGCACCGCCGCUGCUGCUGCUGCUGCUUUUGAAAAGAGAGAAGGGAUAAAUUAAAUAAAAAAAACUCCCCCAAAAAAAUUAUAUUAUUGAGGCAAUAAAUGCUAUGUUCCUCUCAAGGCACAAUUAUAUUUAAGUGGACAAGUGUUUUGCUUUGUUUUUUUGGAAUCCUUUCUCAUUCCUUAUCUACAGAGUUGUCUAGGUCAUUGAAUAGAAAGUGAUAUUUUUAAGUGUUUAGAUUUUUUUUUUUCUCAUCAUGUUUGGUUGUUUCCCUGUUUAUCAACCUUAUUCUUAAUGGAGUUGUGUUUGUGCCUUAACCUCCAGGUUUACCCUCCAAUAAUUUAAGUAUGGGCUAUUUUUGAAGGAAUGGAAGAAGAAAAUGUUGUAGCCCUAUAUUUGGUUUUCUCCUGUGAUUUAAGAAAAAAAAAAUGUGAAAAGGCAGAAAAAAACAGAAAAUAUUGAAAAAUGGUAUUAUUGUGAAAGGGGUAAUAUUAUAGGUGAUGGCCAAAAAAAAUAGCAGAGCACCAGUGUUAAAAAGGUUUAGUUCACUGGGUAAGGAACAUAGGUGGUACACUAAUAACUUUGUUCACAUCAGAAAUGAAGGGGAAGCGAGUGGAGUUGUAUUUGUUUUAAUUCAUUUUGACAUAAAUAUCUCUCACAGACCUUUGUGCUCUCCCUAAUAUGCCGGUAGUGCCUGUGAUUUGUAAACAAUGCAAGAAAAAAAAAAAGUGUAUUUUUAUUUUCCACUGUGAAUUUCAGUGUAGGGCGAGCUCCCCUCCUCCCCCUUUAUCCAGUUUACUCAGCCCUGUACUUUACAAUCAUGAGCGGCUUUGAGUGGAAAUGUGCAGUGAGACAGUUUAGUCCUCAGAUAGACGGGCUCCUGUGUGUCUGAGGAGUUUAUUUUUCCCUGUUUUUGUGUUUUUUAUUUUUUUUUUUUUUUUUUAAAGUCACUUCCAAAGCCUCACCAGUGACCUCCAGAUGUCACAGUCCUCUGGCUAUUGUGGGAGACUGAGUGACAGGACAUGGGGUGGACACGGGCCCGUUGAGGCAGUGUGGCUGGCCUGGUUGCCUGCAGCGAGAGCUGGCUGGGAGUCUCGGAGUGACAGGCUGACUGGUUGUCCCUUCCCUUAAAAGGAGUAGCACAUGGCGGGCCGGCGGUGUGGUCCCUCACCACCAUUGCAGGCUCGACAGCAGCCCUGAAAUGGGAUCCUCCUCUGAUGCAGCUCAGCGACUGGCUCUCAAAACUACAGGCUAGUCUAUAAUUAUCCUCUUUUUCUUUUUUUUCCCCGAGGGAGGUAUCUCCGGAGCAGGGGAACUGGGGAUGGGUAUGCGAGCAGCAGCCCUGCCACCUUACAUGUGUGGGAGCUGAAUCACUUCCUGUCCUCUCGUAUGCGGUGCCUGCUGGGACCAUGCAGUGUUUGAACCCCUUUUGUGGUCAUGGGAGGAUAGACAGCGGGGAGUGCGACUGGUAUGUUCAGAGAAACGCCAGCCUGCUAGUGGGAUACCACUCCCCUUUCAGAUUUGGAUUUUUAUUUAUCCUGAAAGCUACAACUGACUUCCCUCCCUCCACCAUCUGUGACAGAGUUGCCCCCCUAAAUUUAUGAAUUUCUAUUUUUAGCCUAGCCUAUUAUUAGGUGUUGACUUGGAACACUUGCAGUGUGGCAUUACUAGCAGGAGGCCUGAGUUGGGACUCUCCUGACAUACCAGCAUCCAGGUUGGUUCUUUUGCAAGCCCCCCCCGGUCCCCUCAGUUACUCAGAAACCCCGGCCUCUCACUGCGGCUCGUGUUUAUACUAGAUAACCAGGAGUGUGUCUUAUCUAGCCGGCCCCCGACUCACUGCUGGUUAGAGAAUUGUUAAAGGGAGGUCAGCUCGAUCUACUGUGCAGGUCGCACCCAGGGCAUGUUCUGCUGGCUCAGCUGCUGAACUUUGGUAUCAGAACUGCCGUAGUCAGUUUUUGUUUUUCCCUUUUUUAACAAGUGAGGUGCCACACACUGUCUCGCUCUGGACCAAAGUACUUUACAACCAGCAACUGAAGCAUUCAAGUGCCUUUGACUUUUUGGAGAGUGAUUAGCUUUUUAAAGGGUUUUUUAAAAAUGGUGAUCAGAUUUUUUUUUUUUUUCAGCCCCUUUAAACCCAGUGAAACAGUUGAUACAAGACUGUAUCAUAUCUGUAUUAGAUAGCAGUUCAUAGAAGAAUACAUACAUUUUUGGUUGAGGAGCAAAAUAGUUUGGUUUGAAUUUGAAUUUUUGGUAUUUAUCAUGUUUUUUUUCUCCUUUAAACCUGUCUGUCUAGUCAUUCCUGUCAGUCUUCUCAGCCAUUUCAUUUUAUCCCCGUCUAAUGUCUUUUCCUUCUCGUUUCGGCCUUGUUUUCACUGGCAGCCAUGUUUGACUUCAGUGUCACCUGACUGCCUUUUUGAAAUCCAACUUUUGUUUAAUUCAGAUUUUCUAAACAGACCUUUUUAUGUAUUGACACCCCUAAUUUAAUGGACUGCCUAGCAUCAUAGCUCCACCUGCUCCGAAGCAACCUGGCUGUAUUGUUUUGCUGACAGUUCUGUCCCCCAUCCAAACCAAAGCAAUACCUUAAGUGCCCUGACAAGCCAUACUUGUGGCACAGUAGCUGGCGGUCCCCCAGCAGAGACCCUUACUAACAGAAGCACUUUAAAGAGGCCUUGUUUUACUCCAAACCCAGCCACCUGAGUGGAAUGUAAAUAAGCUAAUGUGGUCAGUUGCUGGAGGGAGUUGAGCUGGUUCUCAGGGACAUAAUGUGUUUUUGAGAGCUUUUGUUUUGUCCCCUUUUUUUUUAUUUUUUUUUAUUUUGGGAUGGUAAAUUGGUUUAAUCUGCCCUUGACAUUGGGACGUCCCCUUUUGAGACUCACCUUCAUUCUGUCUGUUCUUCUCACCGUAUUAAUUGUAAGUCUUGACUCUGUUCUUACCCAAACUGCAGGUUCUUAGUAGAGUAGAUCAUGUUUGAAGGUGGAGGGAGCCAGCAGACAGCAGCCUGCUACAGCCUGACUGCAACGCUGGGUUUUAUCUGUGCAUCCAUUUGCUCUGAAACCUGAUCACUCAGAGGACAGUCCCCUCCUAGUUCAGUGUCAGCAGCUGGACGUAUCGCCACACUCUCAACCCUAACAUGAUCUUUGUUUUGUUUGAGAGCCAGGGCACAAACCAUCGAUUUACUUACAAUAUACCUUUCAGGGAACGACAGCCCAGAGUCUCCUCUGAGUGGACCAUUAAUUGGUUUCUCAAAGCACAGAGGCACAUUCAAAACCAGCAGCCUGAUCUCGCUGCUUGUUACAGGUUGAAGUCUGCAGAGCGGGAGGGGGGAGGACUAGUCUCUUCUUGGGCUUCUUGUUGACAUCGCUCACUAAAAGCAGUUCUGAGCGAUGUCAAAGAAAAUGCAACAAACGACAACUUGCAGUUUCUGGUCUAUGGUGAACGCAGCCCGGAAUGAAAAUCCUCUGCGUUCUUUCCAAUCCACCCCACUUUCAUGUGUUUACGGUUAUUGUGACUUUUUUUUUUUUUUUUUUUCCCCUGACGGCUGUUAAUGAAAGCUUUACCCCCUGCCCCCCCCUAGAUGAGUGGGGUGCACUUCCUUCGUCAGGGUUGAUGUGUGUAUGUAUGUUGAUGUAUGAACUUUGUGUGGAGGACGAUGUUGGGGGGGGGGGGGGUGAUAGAAUGAAGUGUAUUUUGCCUUUUUGUUUUUAUUUUCUAGCCACACUUUUUUUUUCUGCUGUAAACUUGUCAGUGUUAUUGAUCCUGUUGCUUCUCUCACUCACCUUGCCUUUGGUCGUCCAACUUGUCUGGGCCAUUGUGUAUUUUUUUUCUAUUUAUGACACCUGUAGAUGUAUUCUCUGCUGUAGGGGGUGCAGAGCAAGCUGUGGAUUAGAUAUAUAGUGGUUAUGCUUGUCUAAAGUGCAAGUCUUACACCAUGGGGAUGUGAGGGAGGCCCUCUGGAAGCUCUCCUACAGUUUCUAUAUGAAGAGUUGUGAAUUUCUUUUUUGCAGCAGAUUUGUGUUUACGUUAACGCGUGGAGGUGUGUGUGCUUGUUUGCAUGUGUGUGUAUGAAGGGAUGCCCGUGGCUAUACACAAAGUGGGGGAAAACAUGAAAUUUGUCGCACUAUUAUAUUUUUUUUGAAAUAGUUAAUGCAAAAGAGCUUUUUUGUCAGCUUCGUGAUUGUGACGAUGAGUUUGAUGGUUCCAACCAUUAUACUAUUUCAUUUUUCAGCACUUUUACCUCACUUGAGUUUUUCCUUUUGAAUGGAAAUGUACAUGUACAUCAGGAAAAUGUGUUUGAAGAGGAAAUAAUGAAUAAAGGGUAUUAAAUGCAA